Chanos chanos (milkfish) is the source of this 5066-nucleotide messenger RNA. RefSeq names its product zinc finger protein 106a (gene znf106a). The coding region runs from base 7 to 5037 and encodes 1676 amino acids. Gene Ontology annotation, molecular function: RNA binding; SH3 domain binding. NCBI's taxonomy places the organism in Eukaryota, Metazoa, Chordata, Actinopteri, Gonorynchiformes, Chanidae. Gene Ontology annotation, biological process: insulin receptor signaling pathway. Gene Ontology annotation, cellular component: membrane; cytosol. The record is from RefSeq and is a predicted model, not a curated record. The transcript is spliced from 21 exons.
UCCAACAUGGCAAAAGACCGCACAUGCAUUCUUUGUGACAUUGUUUACAGCUCUAAGCAGGAUAUGGAUGAGCAUAUGAGGAGCAUGCUCCAUCACAGAGAGCUAGAGAAUCUGAAAGGCCGGGAUUGUGGACAUGAGUGCAGAGCAUGCGGUAUAAAGGUGGUGAGUCUGACCGACUAUGCAAACCACAUCUCCAGCACCCUGCACAAGAGCAAAGUGGAGCACCAGACUAAGACUGGGGAGCAAGAUGAAGAGUAUUUUGACAAAGAGCUGGUGCAGCUUAUCCAAAAACGCAAGGAGCUCAUCAGGAAAGAGGAGGCUGCGGCAAUGCAGGCCCGAGAGGAAGAGGAAGAUGCAACACAUCUAUGGCGUCAGGAGAGGCCUUGGCAACAGCCAAGGUCUGUCUCUCGGGAUCAGAACUACCCCAGGUUUCCAUUAGCUCCUAAGGGCUCUACAUCGCUCAACAGGCACGAAUCCUGGAGAGGUCACAGUCCUAAUCGUUACCGUUCACACCAGUACCAACAAAACAAGAGUGCCACAUGGCAUGCUGAGGAGCCCCCCAAUUUUCAGAACUGGGGAUCCAGAGAUUGGCAGAGAGAUGUUCGGUCCAAUCAGGGUAAUGGCUGGGGGAAUCGGCGUGGCAACCAUAGCUUCUGUGCUGGAAACAGUCACCGGUCAUCCUGGACUGGCAGUGAUUGUAACUACGGAGGAAAUGGUAGUUUCUAUCGGCAGGACUCCAGAGAGACUCGCAAUCCAUCCAGGUCCAUGUCUACUUCAGGACGAGACCAUCAGAAGCCACAUAGUAGUAUCGUUGGCCAGAAGAAGGCUCACCAGGAAAAGUCUCCUGGGGAACAGGACCACAGUAAAAACAAGGGGUCAAAAUUGGGCAGCAGCUCUCUGAAAAUGGAUAAAGUGCAUCGCUGGUCACCAUAUCCAUCACUCAGACUUGACGAACCUUCACCCCAGUUGGAUGCCCACUCCUCUUCAGAGCUCAACUCAAUGAGAUCUCCAGAAGAGGAGCGCGAGAGCCUUUCUCGGGCUGACCGAUGCUCAGAAGGACAGACACAGUCAGACCAAAGGAGCCAGCCGCAGAAUUGUCCAGAAGGUCAAACUGUAGAAACAGAUCACGUGAAGCAAUGGAGGACUUCCACUCACGGCAGCAAAAACAAAGGCGGCACAGAUGCAGGGAGUCAAACUUCCACAUUCUCAAAUAAGAUUAUUGAAGAAUCCACCAAGUCCUCACAAGUUGAGUGGAAUGUUCGUAUUAUUUCAGACAUGCUGCGAAAAGCCAAGAAGAGGCUGCUUGAAAAGAGAGAUCCGAUAGAAACAACAACCCCAAGGGACCACCAAAUGGAUGCCAAAGCUAGGCUGCACAUUGAGGAAAAUGAAGAAGCUGAUGGUUCAGAAAUGAACGGUAUCAGAGAAAGUGAUCAGAGUGAGAGGGUGCAUAAGGAUGACGAAGCUCAACAGUUAACUAAUAAGGACGACGGUUCUCUUAGCAAGGACUCUGCGAUGCAGUCUGACAAUUCAGCAUCUGACAGCACUCCAUCUCUACAGUCCUUACAAGUCAGCACGUCUACCAUCGACUUUGAAGAAGAUGAGGAGUGCAUGAGGAAGGAUGAAGAGAAGAGAGAAAUGACUGGAGAACAGUGCAUGCAGAUUAUGGAGGACGGCUUGGGUUCAGACAGUGAAGGGACACACCACAACAAUCAAAACCUGGCGUCUGGCUCCUUAGUCCCCACCCUGAGCAAGCUAGCGUUGCCGGCCUGUAUUAAGCGAGACCUGAGCCGCCAUAUUAGUGCCAGAGGCAAAACUGGAGUCUAUGAGCCCAACCUCAACAUUGCCCGGCGCAUCCGCAACGUCAGUGGCACACAGAAAGGUGAAGUCGAGAAGGACUCUGGGCUUAAGCCCACUCUACGGCAGCUAAUCAGUUCCUCUGGAUGUAGGAGGAAUGUUAAUUGGGACCAGGUGUAUCAGGAGGUCUGUCGAAAGAAGCAGGAACAAGGAAAGGGCAUGCCAAGGUUUGGUAUUGAGAUGGUACCCUCUCAGCCAGAGGCCCAGAACCACAUGGCAAACAACCAUGGUCCUAUUUCUGAGGAAUACCAUAUGGAGUCUCUGUUUGAAUCCCACCUCGAUCUAGUCUCUACAUCCUCCAGAAAGCGCAGCUUGUCUGAGAGCAAUGUAUUUACUGAUCGUUCCUCGAGUGCACUCUCAUUCCUCACAGAUAGAGAUGCUCAAAAAGACAUCUCAGCACAGGUUCGACAUCACAACCCUGAGCUGAAGGGUUGUGUGUCACCCAUGGGGGACAUUCAACAUCAUCAGGACAAUCUUCAGGAACCAGGUCAGGCUCCAUCAGACAAAGCCCCUGAGUCUGUGGAGGGUGAUAGCAGCUGUGCAUCAGGGACAGAGUUCAAUGACACGCAAGGAAGUGGGAAGAAGCGCAGAGCAGCUGCAGACAUUGUGAGUCCAGAAAUUCCAAAUCUUGAAAGAAAGAAUAAGAGACAAAAAAUCAGAGCUAAGAAAGAUUGCUCUUCGGUUGAUCAAUUGCUUGCCGUCUCAUUACGAGAAGAGGAAUUGAACAACUCUUUGCAGACAGUAGAGAAUAACCUAGGCCAGGCAAGAGCUGCCCUGCAGGCUGCGUAUAUGGAGGUGCAGCGUCUGCUAAUGGUCAAACAGCAGAUCACUAUGGAAAUGAACUCAUUAAGAAACAAGCGAAUUGACUUACUGCAAGGAAUGCAAGGUGGCUCUGAAAACGUAUCUUCCAGGAGAGCGAAGAACAGGGUGGAAUGUGGUGCCCACGCAUCAGCCUCACCCUCACCAGUUUCUUCGCUGACUGAGUUACCAGCUUUACUGUUGAGCCAGCCUCCACGUUCUAGCCUGACUCCUUUCCCCUCACACACAGUUGGCCCCCCUGCCCUGCCUUCAGUAUUGCCAACCCAAGCCUCAACACUGCCUGUAGGGAUCAAACAAGAACCCCUCUCACCUGUUAAUCUGACCCCAGAGCUGACACGUACAGAAAGCCCUGCCUCAGACCAUCACAUUACCACACCUGAGCCUUGUACACUUCCAGACAUUAAAACAGAGGCAAAGCCAGUGGGCAACUCUGACUGCAACAUUAUGGUGGAACUCCGUCAGACCAGAGCUGACCCCUUUGUGGAUGUCAGGGAUAUGUCUUGGAAUGUCGUCUCCUCAGAUUUCAAAUCUCCACAGUCUGCUGUUUCACCCAAAGAAAGGACUGUGGACCCUCCCACAUCACUAACUUCAGAGACCCCCUCUAUCCACCCCCUUUCUCCCAAGCCUUCCCCUCCUCCCAGUAUCCCUGAGGCGAAAUCUGUUAAACGUGUGAGGAAACUGAAGAAGAAGAGAGUCCUGAGGAAGGCCCAAAGUGCUGACCAGCCUGAAAAUAGUGACACAGAGCUGGACGAAAAGGCCUCCAUCUCUCGACCUGUUCGCAAGCUUCGACAACGGCAGCGAGCUAGUGGAUGUCAGAGCAGCACCUCUACACCAACACCGUUCGGUGAAGAGCAGGUGGGUGACGGUAGAGAACACUCACUGGGAGAUCUGCAGGAGCCAGCGUCACCAUCCCGUAAGAAGGAGCCAGCUUCACCAUCCAGUAAGAAGGAGCCUCAGGACUCUGACUCCUCAGAGCUGGAGAUGGUGGAACUUCCCAAGGCUGUACCCACUGAGGUGGUCAGCUUAGAUACCUCAGAUACAGACAAGGAGGAAAGCACAAGCAAAGCUCGAAGACCUUCCAAAGAUUCAGCCCCAACACCACUGGAAAACAUGAGCCCUGAGCCCCAGAAACUUGCCUGCGAUGAAGUGACUUCCACCAGUGAGGUGGUAACUAACAGUUCAGUCAAGAGUGAUGAGAGUGAAAUGAAGACAGCUCAGACUGGCCAGAGUGAGCACAAGGCAUCUUCAGAUAUAUCCUCGGACCCAGGGGAGGGGGAGGAGCCCAGUGAGGGUCUGUUUAAGGGCCAUAAAGAGGCAGUGAAUGGUAUGCAGAUCCACAAUGGCCUUCUGUACACAUGUUCUGGAGACCGAACUGUCCGAAUAUUUGAUCUGAUGAGCCAUAAGUGUGUGGCUGUUUUGGAGGGGCACAGCACCAAAGUGAACUGCCUGCUGGUAUCGCACGGACUGGGCCUGCCACACCGUCUCUACACAGGCUCUAGCGAUCAGACCAUCCGCUGUUACAACAUCACGACGCGUGAAUUCCUGGAGCAGCUUUGUCUUCCAGACCGGGUCCUCUGUUUACACAGCCGGUGGAGGGUUCUGUACGCUGGCUUGGCAAACGGCUCUGUGGUCACCUUCAAUCUCAAGACCAAUAAGCAGCUAGAUGUGUUUGACUGCCAUGGGCCGCGGGCAGUGAGUUGUCUGGCCACCGCUCAGGAAGGGGCUCGCUGUGUACUGUUAGUUGGCUCGUACGACAGCACGAUAAGCGUGAGAGAUGCCAGAAGUGGACUUUUACUGCGCACGCUGGAGGGUCACACCAAAACCGUUCUCUGCAUGAAGGUGGUGAAUGAUGUGGUUUUCAGUGGCUCCAGUGACCAGUCGGUCCAUGCACACAACAUUCAUACUGGAGAGUUAGUGAAGAUCUAUAAGGGCCACAAUCACGCUGUCACUGUAGUGGAUAUACUAGGGAAGGUGAUGGUGACGGCGUGUCUAGACAAACUGGUCCGCGUGUAUGAGCUGCAGUCACAUGACCGGUUGCAGGUGUAUGGAGGACACACAGACAUGGUGAUGUGCAUGGUCAUUCACAAGAGUAUGAUCUACACUGGCUGCUAUGAUGGAAGCAUACGUGCUGUCAGACUGAACCUCAUGCAGAACUAUCGCUGUAGGUGGCAUGGCUGCUCGCUCAUCUUUGGUGUGGUGGAGCAUCUCGUGCAGCACCUUCUUAAUGACCACACCAACCCCUCCCUACAGACCAUGAAGUGCCGCUGGCGGAACUGCGACGCUUUCUUCACCUCCCGCAACAGCUCCCGACAGGUUAUGCAGAGGCACCUGCACAGUCAUGCAGAGGAGGAAGGAGGACAUUAAGAUGGAGCCCAGAGAAAGUAAAGGUGUCA